AUGUUCGGUUCAAGCCCUCAAUUCAUGACAUGUCCACAUUGCAAUGCAACAAUGUCAACAAAUGUUGAGAAAGAAGUUCCGACUUCAGUACAUGUUGCUGCUUGUCUGCUGUGCAUUGUCUUCUUCCCAUUAGCUUGGCUUCCGUACUAUAAGAAUGAAAGGAAAGCUAAUCAUUAUUGCUCAGAAUGUAAUGCUCAACUUGGAGCUACUGUGCCGCCUGACACAUUGUGCUAUUCCCAUAACGAUCCGUCCUGCUGCAUACCAAUAUUCGAUUGCUGUAGCUGUAAUUGUGGACCUAAUCAUGACUACAAUGAGACUGAUGCAGUUCCUCAACGUGUUGUUAGCCAUAAUGAUAGUGAACCUAGUGGAUGUUUUCCAUGUGUUGAUUGUGGUGACUGUGGAGGAUGUGAUUAUGAAUGUGGGGACUGUGGUGGAUGUGAAUGUGGAGAUUGUGGUGGAUGUGAUUGUGAUUUAUAA
Chironomus riparius is the source of this 477-nucleotide messenger RNA. NCBI's taxonomy places the organism in Eukaryota, Metazoa, Arthropoda, Insecta, Diptera, Chironomidae. The record is from the annotation of a GenBank genome assembly.